Messenger RNA from Truncatella angustata, 3387 nucleotides. RefSeq names its product family 31 glycosyl hydrolase. Bases 409 to 3180 code for a protein of 923 amino acids. Gene Ontology annotation, biological process: carbohydrate metabolic process. NCBI's taxonomy places the organism in Eukaryota, Fungi, Ascomycota, Sordariomycetes, Amphisphaeriales, Sporocadaceae. Gene Ontology annotation, molecular function: carbohydrate binding; hydrolase activity, hydrolyzing O-glycosyl compounds. The record is from RefSeq and is a predicted model, not a curated record. The transcript has 4 exons.
CUUGAAAAAGAUGUCAUUGCGGCGUGCCGACCCUGAGAGCGUUAGUGAAGCGUGCCUGGUCACCCCGAAACAGGGCCGAAUUCCCCAUGGGAAGUGCAGUCUUGGCGCCAUCACCCGGUGGAGCAAAACAUGGAGUAAAUGCUGCAUGAUGCUCACAAAGGUGCCUGUUCGGGCGACGAGAAUUUCUACGAGAAUUUGGGGUAGUCGCAGUUGCAUGCGGGGUCACAAAGCCAAAGAAGAAAACCAAUCGUGGGUUGUCCGGGGUUGCCAUACUUUUUGAUACUUUUUGCUCCGGGUGACCGCACGGUGGAUGUAUAAUAAGUAAAGUCACGGCCAACCUGUCGCGCAGUUAUUGGUUCUUGUCUCAUCCUCGGACUACCUCGUUCUCUUGCAAAGAGAAAAGUCGACAUGGCGGGCUUGUUGAUCUUCGCAGCAUCUGUCGUUGCUGCUGCUGUAGUAUCCAAAAAGGACUACUAUAGCGACGAGCCACUCACAGCUUGCCCUGGUUACAAGGCUUCAAAUGUGCAGACCAGCUCAUCUGGUCUAACUGCCGAUCUAACCUUGGCUGGUGAAGCUUGCAACGUGUAUGGUACCGACUUGACCGACUUGACUCUCGAGGUUUCAUACGAUACCGACACUGAUAGUCCUCUAGAUACUCGACUACAUGUCAAGAUCCAGGAUGCUGGCAAUGACGUCUACCAGAUUCCCGAGUCAGUCUUCCCGCGCCCUGCAAUUGGCGGUAGCACAGCAGAGCAGUCUGCUUUGGCCUUCAACUACACCGAGGAGCCUUUCUCAUUCACCGUUUCAAGAGCUGAGACUGGAGAAGUGCUUUUCGAUACUUCUGCUGCUAGUCUGGUCUUCGAGUCCCAGUACCUACGCCUAAGGACCGCGCUUCCUGAAGACCCAUACCUGUAUGGUUUGGGCGAGCACUCGGAUCCUUUUAGAUUAAACACGACGGACUACAUUCGAACGAUUUGGUCGCAAGACUCUUACGCAGUCCCCAGUGGCUCUAAUCUUUACGGCAAUCACCCUGUUUACUUUGAGCACCGUGAGGGAGGCACUCAUGGAGUUUUAUUCUUGAAUUCUGACGGCCUAGAUGUCUUCAUUAACAAGACCGAGGAGUCCGGCCAAUAUCUGGAAUACAACUCGCUGGGAGGAGUCCUCGACUUCUACUUCGUUGCCGGGCCAUCACCCGUUGAGGUCGCUCAGCAGUACGCUGGCGUCGUCGGCCUCCCUGCUAUGCAGCCAUACUGGUCGCUUGGAUUCCACCAAUGUCGAUACGGCUAUCAGGAUGCUUUUGACGUGGCCGAGGUUGUUUACAACUAUAGUCAAGCCGGUAUCCCAUUAGAGACAAUGUGGACUGAUAUCGAUUAUAUGUACCGUCGCAGAGUCUUCUCCUUGGACCCCGAUCGGUUCCCCUUGUCGAAGAUGAGGGAGCUGGUUGACCACUUGCAUGCCAACAACCAACACUACAUUGUCAUGGUAGACCCAGCGGUAGCUUACCAGGAUUUCCCUGGCUCUCUACAACGGGGUAUCGAUGACAAUAUCUUCAUGCUCCGAGAGAAUGGUUCAGUAUGGAAGGGCGUUGUCUGGCCUGGUGUGACUGCAUUCCCUGACUGGUUUGCUGCCAACAUUACUUCCUACUGGAAUGGGGAAUUUGCGGACUUCUUCUCGCCCGAGGACGGUCUAGACAUUUCUGGUCUUUGGAUUGACAUGAACGAGCCCUCAAAUUUCCCCUGCUACUUUCCAUGUGACAACCCAGAAGUGUCUGCUAUUGGAUAUCCUCCAGAGCCCCCGGCUGUACGAUCGCCCCCACGACCUUUACCUGGCUGGCCUUGCGACUUCCAGCCAGAAGGCACGGCAUGUACACGAUCCGAGUUGACCACUCGCGACAUUGACACUAUCAGAUCCAUCAACUCCGUCCGAGAUGGCUUUUCGGGCUCGGAAACAGCUGCCUGGCUCUCAGAAAGACAGGCAGGCCAGCAACUAGGUCUUCCAGACCGUGACCUGCUAUACCCCAAGUAUGCCAUUCACAACAAAGCGGCUUACCAGGAUGAUUGGAAUGCCGACAAAGGUGGAAUCUCAAACAAGACAGUAAAUACUGACCUCAUCCACCAAAAUGGAAUCGCCAUGUACGAUGCUCAUAAUCUCUACGGAUCCAUGAUGAGUGUAGCUUCUCGCGAAGCAAUGCUGGCACGAAAUCCCACGCUUCGUCCAUUGAUUAUCACUCGAUCCACCUUCGCUGGUGCUGGAUCGAAGGUCGGCCAUUGGCUCGGCGACAACUUAUCCACUUGGUGGCACUACCGGCUCAACAUUCGAUCGAUGUUAGCAUUCACCGCCAUUUAUCAAGUGCCCAUGGUUGGCGCGGACGUGUGUGGCUUCGCCCAGAACACCACAGAACAGCUCUGUGCAAGAUGGGCUGCUCUCGGUGCUCUGGCCCCUUUCUUCCGUAAUCACAACGAUAUCUCCAGCAUCUCGCAGGAGUUCUACCGCUGGGAUACUGUGGCGGAGGUCGCAAAGAAGUUCAUCAAUAUCCGGUAUCAGUUGCUCGAUUACCUCUACACCGCCCUCCACCACCAAACGAUCGACGGUACUCCCAAUGCCCUGCCCCUGUUUUACGUUUACCCUGAAGAUAAGAACACCUGGGAUCUUGAGCUGCAGUACUUCCUCGGGCCCGGUCUCCUGGUCGCCCCGGUGACCGAAGAGAAUGCUACUAGCGUUGACAUUUACCUACCCAAGGACACCUUCUAUGACUUCUAUACACACGAGAAGGUCGUCGGUGAAGGUGCUUACAUUACUGUUGAAGAUCAGGAAAUAUCUGACCUUCCUAUCUACUACCGCGGGGGUGUCAUUGUGCCAUUGCGCGCCAACUCAUCCAUGACCACGACCGAGCUCCGCAAGCAGGACUUUGAGAUUGUCAUCCCCAUCGGUGCUGAUGGUACUGCCCAGGGCGAACUGUACCUCGACGACGGCGAAAGUAUUGAGCAGACGGGUGUGACAUCCAUCACCUUCAAGUUCGACGGCACAUACCUAGCUGCUGAGGGCGCUUUCAGCUAUGAGACAGCUCUCAAGGUCUCCAAGGUCACUGUUUUGGGCGCAGGUACUUCGAAGUGCAAGAGAAGCGUGACUGUGGAUGUUGACCAGCCCUUGACCGAGGCCUUCAAGAUCCAGGUUGUCUAGCGAUCGACAUGCGACGACGAAGAGGCGACCUCGCAAUGAAUGGUGACUCGAGGUAAUUACAUAAUUCAUAGCCACCCACUAUGUGCAUACAAAUUCGAUUUAAUAAUAAAAUUUUGGUUUGACAUUACUGAGCUUCUUGUCGAACUCCCAUCAAUGGAUGGCCAAACUGAACGCAAAGAAACGUCUGUUCCUAGUGUUCGAAAACAU